GAAGUUUCUGCUUUUUUUUUAUCACGUGGGCAAAGGCUGCAGAAGUUCUGAAGGCCAUGAAUCUGAGUCAGGGGGAGGUUUAGGUUGGCUGUCAGGAAAAUGUUUUCUCCACAGGGUGAUCAGACAGCAUCGAGCCUGUCUGAGUUCAAGGAGCAUUUAGACAAUGCUGUCAAGCAGAGGCUGGAAUUCUUGGGGUGUCCUGUGCAGGGCCUGGAGUUGGUAACCCUGAUGGGUCCCUUCCAACUCAGUGUAUUCUAUGAUUCUUGAUUAAACCCAACAGGUGAUGACUCCAAAGUUUGCCCCUACUUCAGGGAUAUUGCUGAAGUCAUUAACUAGUGUCCAUGGAGGUUUCUGGAUCAGCUGACUAGAGCUAAGCCAAGAUAAACACUGCACAAGGUCCUGAGGAGACAAAGCUUUUGCUUGUCAGGCAAAGUGUCUUAGAAAAAUAAGCCCACUUACUUGAGGCUUAUCAUCUGAUACAUAACUGCAGUUGCUUCUCUGCUGGGUAGGGCAGGCUCCACCUCUGGGCACUUUGGAAAUUUCAGUGAAUAUCUGAUAGCCACAGAAAGGAAAUAUAAGAGACCUAAACAGUAACAUAGCAUUUUUCACCUUUGGAAGAAGCACUUCUUGCUUCUGGCCAGUGGAUGUUAAAAUCACACUGUUAGCUUUUGAUGUUGAUGUUUGAUUCUGAUGUCUUCUGUGCUACCAGACAUGUGACAUUUUCCUCUAUUUUUUUUGUCUUUCACAUUUUCAGAGCCCUGAGAUUUCUAGGUGUUUGUGUCCUUUCCCGGCUUCACUACUUUGUGAUUUUAUUUAAUACAGCUUGGUUUGGAUGCUUUCUUUGGUUAAAGGUUUCCCUAGUGACUGAAAGCAUCACAGAUCACAUCAGGGCUUUUUUUGCUGAUUUGUUAAGCUGUGAGCAGUGGCCUUGGACCAGGCUGCCUAUGGGUUGGAUGGGAGAAUAGUAUUAUCUCAGCUUUAUUAUUAAUUCAGCUUUGUACAGGACAGCUUUCAUGUGGCUGUAUUAAAGAAAAGAUUGGUGUUCAUAUAAUGAUGAAUACCCCUCUUACUAGUUCACCAAGAAAAGCAACUUCCCUCAUUAGAGGCAAGUAAGCAAAUGGAUUUUUCAAGCAGCUUGUGGAUGGAUUAUAUUACAUUCUGGAAACUAGCUGAUACUUUGCUCUGACAAGUUUGGACUACUGUGUGAUUCCCAGGGCACUAGGAAGAUUAAAAGAUCUUGCUUUGUUUUUUAACUUGAUUUGAUUAUUUUUUCCCAUGCUAAAACAACAGUGAAAACUAAAGACAUUUAAUUUAAAAGUUUGCCAACACGAAAUACGUGUUCUGCCAUGGGAAAUGGAGAUAGGUGAGCUGAAAACCACAGACUUUUCAAUGAAUGAGUCACAAAGACUACAAAACUAAAAUGUUGCCUUUCUUCCUUGUUUCAGACAGCCAUUCCCCAGUCUCUUGCUAGAUAAGUGUGAGCUUGUCCUGGGCAAACAGUUUUCAGCAUUAAGAAAUCCCUUGUUGUCAAGUCUGCCACUUCUGCUCUGAGCUGCAAAGACAGGAAUUGGGAGUUAAUAGUUGUACCUACACUUUAUUCUGUUCCUGAGUUAGGGCCUGACUCCCUGUAAAAUACCACAAAAGUGGGGAAGAUUCUUACUCAGAAGGGGCCUGGAAAUAUCACACGCUGCUGCUAUUCAUUGGCAUGAUCUGCUUACUGGUUCUGUGAGAUUGUAAAGAUGAGCCUUGUGAUAGAAGUGGUUCCAAGAAAGCUGCAUGACUGAGCUGUGUUUGUGCCAGAAUGUAGCAGUACCUUAGCCUUGGGGUAGUUCUAAGCUCCUUGCAGAGCUGUAAAAUUAAGGUGGCAGUGCAGUGGGUGGGGAGUGCUCAUUGAACAGGUUCUAUGGCUCUGUUCUAACAGCCAUGCUCAGCAAAACACGGGGGAAGCAGCACAGCCAUGCUUUGCCAUGACAGCUUGACACCAGUGGUUAUUGAAAUAAUCAUGCAGAGCCUCGAAAUGCAAUGUUUGACUUUGAUCAAGCCUGGACAAUGCCCUACCAUUCAUGUGCCUGGAAACACACGUUUUGUGCUUAGGCAUUUUUAAAUGCUCAGUCACAGAGGCAAGGAAUAAUAUAGAGAUGUCUGUAUGGCAUGUGAUUAAACCUCCUACUCAAAGCAAGGCAAACUGCAAAGUUAGAUCAAAUAGCUCAAGUCAAAAAUCAGCUGAGUUUUAAAAUAAGAACAGAGCCAUGUCAGCCCCAUUGGACAGCCUGUCCCACUGCUUAAGCACUCUCAUUAUUGUCACUCUGUUGUAAUAAUGAGGAGCAUCCUCACAGGUGGCCACUCAGAUUCUUAUUUUGGUUUUGUGUGUUCUCAGGUGAAUGUCACUCACAGAGUAGGUGAGCUCACUGGAAAAUAGAAAUUUAGAUACAACAAGAAAAUAAUUGUAAUUUGGAACUGUUUCAUUUUUAACUUGGUCAAAAUGCAAUCUUGUGCUGAAGCAUGUUUAAAGGAGUCCCUGUUCCAAAGAGUUUCCCAUCUAAUGAGACCCUGGCAGACCUAGGCUCUUUUUAUGCUUGGCAAUUAGUUCCAUCUCAUGCUGGGGUUUGCAGAGGAGGUAGAAAUUCUCCUGAGCUCUCCCCAGUUUCCAAUGGGGUGCUUUUAAUUACACAGCCAUCCUUUUUCCCAGAAGAGAUGGAGACAAAGGACCCACCUUUCUUAUUUUCUGCUCCCACCACUAGUUCAUCAAUAACUUUGGAGUUAUUUUCUCAAAAGAAGAAAUGUAUGUCUGUCUUAGCUACAGACUUAAGUCCUUGGAUAGAUGGAAACAUUUUAAAUUCUUCUGCUGUUUUAUCAGGAGACUGCCUGCAAAUUAACUAAUCUCACAUAGUAAUUUGUAGUUUUUCAUUAACACUGUAUUUUCUAUGUUAAAGCAUACCAACACCACUAGCCAAUUCCAUACUGUGCUGAAGAACUGUCAGGUAAAUUGGACUAAUAACUGAAAAGGGAAUAUCUUGGUUUUAUUUCAGCAGUCAUUCACAGUAUCAGCCCUUUAUGCUGGUGAUUAAACAUACUUCAUAAUUUAGUAACUGCAGUAUUGAUCUAGGCAGCUUUUAAAAAAACCCACCCUGCCUAAUUAUGUUAACUGGUGAGCUUUGAGGGGUCUUGAGGGUAUGUAACAUGCAAUUAAAUACUACCUAAUUAAGAAUUUUCCUGAUGUUGUGAUAGUCUCUUGAGUAAAUUCUAUUUGCAUGUCUCCAUUCUCAUAUCCAGGAAUAUCUUGUAUUUUACUGAUUAGCAGUUUUUCCAGCGUGUCUGUGGUACAAUUUGGGAGAAGGGGAAGCACAAGGGGUGCUGAAGCAUUUUCUAAGCUUUCAUGAACAAGUAAAGAAAUUAAUCAGUAAAAAUCUGUGUAAGCAGUGUUGGAAGUUUCAGCAAAGUCUGUGAGUGCUCAGCAGCUGUGAUGGGGCAGUGCAGAGAAGGAAGAGCAGGAAAUCAUUUGCAUUGUGGUGUCCUGGCAGAGCAGUGUGAGCCCAGCCCUGUGCUGUCCUGACUGUGCUGCACUUAUGUCACAGCUUCACAGCUUCACUCUCUUCUCCAGCAACUAGUUUUGUUUUCAGUUAGAGCACAGAGAGAUGUUUUAAGUCAAGGAAUCUAGCAGGGUGUCAGUAGAUCUUAAAUUUUUGUUGUGUCUCAAUGCUCCUAUCUGCAUACAGCUUUCCUAUGUCCACUGAGUAACUUAGGCUUUUGUUGUGUACUCAUUUCCCAAUUUUCUUUUUUUUUUCCUUUGGUGGGGGGGGAGUGUGCUUCAGAGGGGUUUUGGUAAUGUGGGUUUGGUUUUUUUAAUACCAAGGGCAGCAGAAAUGCCAGUUUGAAGCCUUUCUCUCAGCUAAGAAAAAAUGAAAGUGCACCUGUAUCCCAUGGAUCCUCUGAUAUGUCCAGGCUUCAGCCUCUCUUUGGUGAGGCUGUUAAUAGAGCCUGUCUUCCAAAUUCCUGCUUUCACAAAUGUUUAGAGAGCAAAUAUGAGUGAUCUCCCUUUGCUGGAGUGACCAGCAGGCUGUAGAUGGAGAAAAAGCCUGAAGUGAUAUAUUUUUGUUCCUAUUUUUUCUCUGAAUAAACAUGUAGGGUAUGUUUCCUUGGUUACAAAAAUGGCAAGUGGUGGUGAAGAGAAUCCUUGUAGCACUUAGUACUGUAUGAUCCCUUUUUUCUUGGAUUUGUUCCAUUACAUACAAGGACCAGGAUCAUUAAGGACACCUGCAAAGUACAGAAUUUGUGACAGCAUUACCUUAGUGCUGCUCAGGGCACUGCUGGCAGUGGGACCUUGUGGCUUCAGUGGGAGAGAAAAGCUGUGUGCUCUGGCAGGAUCAGGUUCCCAGAGUGCUGGAAGAAGCCUUCAGGUCUGUUUAUACUGCAGUGAGAUUGAACAGACUGGAAGGAGGUAAAAGAAGGAUUUGCUGAGGACUGGAGGGAAAUUCUUGGAGCUGCAGGCAUGGCUGUCUAUGGGUCUUUUGGUGAUGGGAUGCCAGAUUGGUCAUGUAUAAACUGUGCUAGCACAGUGUUAAUCAGAUUGCCUGGCUUUCUGUGCAAACCCUUCUGGAGUUCCAAAAUUAAUAACCCAUUUGGAAAAGGCUAAGUGGUCCCUGAAUCAGAUGUUGACAGAGAUGACAAGAAGAGUGAGUGACUGCAGUGCAGCACCACAGGACAUACUCAGCAACAGAUGUGCAGAAAAAUAGCUUUGUCUUCACUGUCCCAAUUGCUUCACCAUCUUUCUGCACUGGUUCAUGGGUCCAAGCCACUCUUGCACCCAUCCCUUGGGAACAAGAUGGUGCCAUUUCAUGUUGAUCCUCCCAGAUUUCUCCCAACAUGCUAACCUGUCUUCCUGUUUGUUGUUCUUUUUUCAUAGGCUAUCAUUCUGGUACAUUGGCUGCUCACAGUGUGGUGAGUGAUUAGUGUCUGGCCUGGGGGAGAAGAGGGUAUUCCUUCAAACCAGGAAUGGCAUGUUCCCUGGGAAUCAGCAAUCCCUGUUUGCAAGAAAACCCUAAAUCUAAGAGUGAGGUGUUUGUAUGGGAACAGGGAAGAAUCCAAACUGUUGCAGGCUUAUUGUGAAUGUGAGCUGGAUUUUUUUUGUCUCAUUUGGCAGGGGAUGCAUGAAUUACAUGUUGCCUGUCUCCUAUGCCUGGGGAAAUUUCAGUGUCCUUGCAGUGGGGAUCUGGGCCAUUGUGCAGCGAGAUUCCCUUGAUGCCAUAACGAUGUUCUUGACUGGCCUGCUGCUCACAGUCCUCACGGACAUCAUUCACAUCUCUAUCUUCUACCCUUCCCACGACUACCUCAGUGAUGCCAAGCGGUUCAGCGUGGGCAUGGCCAUCUUCAGCCUCCUCCUCAAACCCCUGUCCUGCUACCUGGUGUAUCGGAUGUAUCGGGAGCGUGGAGGAGAGUACACCUUGAACAUAGGUGUCAGCAGUGCAGGCCGGGACAGCAGCAGCUACGAGCCCAUUGAUCAGCCAGAGGCUCCUCCACAGUGGCCUUCCUCAAGCAAGGCAGCCCAGCCACCCUACUGAGCACCCUGCAGCCAGCACUGACACUGCCCCUGCCCAGCCAGGCCUUCCUCCUCCCACUGAGCAGCACCUGCUACUGGGAAAAUAAGAGAAGAGCUGGUGUUUCUUUUGCCUGCCUAAAGGUUGGGUGGUGCAGUAAGUCCCGAAGAUCUUGGAGGUGUCAUGUUAAGCACUGUGUAAUCCCAAUACUCUCUUCCCUCCCCCUAAAUCCUCUGUACAUGUGAUGGAUGCACCUCCUACAGUCUUCCACUGUGCUUCCUCUUCUUUAUAAGAGAACCACUCAAAGCACUCCUGGACAAGCAAUCUUUAAAAGGCUCAUGGACUGCCCUAAAGCAACACAGUUUAGCCUGAUUUUAUGCAAUAUAUUUCCAGGAAACACCUGGGAGUUCCCAAGAGCUGUUUUUGAUGGCAUUAUUUAACUUCUUGUGCUCCCAGGAUCUGGUAUUGGGUUUUAUUAACUGAUGCUUUUAUGCAAGUUGAAUGUCCUUCAGGAUACUUAAAGUGACUGUUGAAUGUAGAUUACAGAUCCUUUGUGCCUUGAAAUGUCCUUUUGCCUUCAGCUGAUUGUCUUAACAGAAGUUGAAAUGUUACAUUUUUCUAAGAAAACUAUAAAAUGAACACAGUUUUCCUGUGUUAGAAAAAGUUA
This is a messenger RNA of Melospiza georgiana, 6201 nucleotides long. It is a transcript of the gene AGTRAP, whose product is annotated as angiotensin II receptor associated protein. The transcript is spliced from 3 exons. The record is from RefSeq and is a predicted model, not a curated record. Bases 5064 to 5558 code for a protein of 164 amino acids. Gene Ontology annotation, biological process: regulation of blood pressure; angiotensin-activated signaling pathway. Gene Ontology annotation, cellular component: plasma membrane. NCBI's taxonomy places the organism in Eukaryota, Metazoa, Chordata, Aves, Passeriformes, Passerellidae.